AGUCCUCAAAGAAAACUUCUGUUAUGGGAAUAGUUAUUGGCAUUCUCGGCGGUUUGUUGGUGGUCAUAUUAUUAUGCCUACUUGCUGCAGUAUUAUCCAAGCCAACCCUCCAAAGCCAAGAGGUAGACUCAACGACCGGCCAAGAGCAAGCAAUAAUAUUUAAUUUGGAAAAUAUCAAGGCUGCAACUAGAAGUUUCCAUGACGAUAACAAGCUUGGACAGGGAGGAUUUGGCACUGUAUACAAGGGCACAAUGCCAGAUGGAAAGCAAAUAGCAGUAAAGAAACUUUCCGUGCAAUCUUUACAAGGGAAAAAAGAGUUUUUAAACGAGGUGAAGCUGGUGGCAAAAAUACAACAUCGUAAUCUUGUGAAUCUGCUUGGAUGUUGCGCACAGGGUUCAGAACGGUUGCUUGUAUACGAGUUCUUACCUAACAAGAGUCUUGAUAAGAUACUAUUCCAUCCAGAGAGGAGCAAAGAGCUCAAUUGGCACAGGCGUUUGAACAUCAUACUUGGAGUAGCCCGUGGGCUUCUAUAUCUGCAUGAAGAUUCUCAGCUACCCAUCAUUCAUCGAGACAUUAAAGCUAGCAAUAUUUUGCUUGAUGAAAAUCUGGAGCCAAAGAUAUCAGAUUUCGGCUUAGCAAGGCUAUUUCGCCGAGAUGAGACUCAUGUUAGCACAAGGGUUGCAGGAACAUUUGGUUAUAUGGCACCAGAAUAUGCUAUGUUAGGUCAACUAUCUAUUAAAGCUGAUGUAUAUAGCUUUGGUGUUGUCAUUUUAGAAAUAAUAUCUGGAAAAAAGAAUACCAAUAUUGAUUUGUCCCCAGAUUUUGGAAGCCUACUAGAAUGGGUAUGGAGAUCUUACAUGGGAGGAAAUAUUGUGGAUGUGAUUGAUAGAUCAAUAAUAGAAAGUGUCCCUAACGAUGAAGUUUCACGAUGCAUUCAUGUGGGUCUUUUAUGUGCACAAACAAAUACAUCACUUCGCCCAUCAAUGACUAGUGUAUAUGCAAUGCUCUUAAACCUUUCAGUGACCAACUUACCAAAUCCAAUAAAUCCUACUUUUUUGAAUCUUACACAAAAAGAUGAUUCAUCACAUACAUCUGCUUCAACAUCAACAUCUACAUCUACAGUUGGAAGCACAACUUCAUCUACUUUAUAUCCAUCAAUCAAUGAUGCAUCAGUAACAGAUUUUGGUGCUAGAUAAUCCCACUUACUCCUACUUUAUAAGAAUAGAUGUAAAACUUGUGUUUAAAACUCACCUCUAAACCAAAGUCUUGGAAAUAAAUUAAAGCACUUUUUAUUUU
This is a messenger RNA of Cryptomeria japonica (Japanese cedar), 1296 nucleotides long. RefSeq names its product cysteine-rich receptor-like protein kinase 43. The record is from RefSeq and is a predicted model, not a curated record. NCBI's taxonomy places the organism in Eukaryota, Viridiplantae, Streptophyta, Pinopsida, Cupressales, Cupressaceae. Gene Ontology annotation, molecular function: protein kinase activity; ATP binding. The transcript has 6 exons. Gene Ontology annotation, biological process: protein phosphorylation. Bases 24 to 1196 code for a protein of 390 amino acids.